Spodoptera frugiperda (fall armyworm) is the source of this 4737-nucleotide messenger RNA. RefSeq lists its product as uncharacterized. Lineage: Eukaryota; Metazoa; Arthropoda; Insecta; Lepidoptera; Noctuidae. The transcript is spliced from 20 exons. Gene Ontology annotation, cellular component: pericentric heterochromatin. The record is from RefSeq and is a predicted model, not a curated record. Gene Ontology annotation, biological process: negative regulation of transcription by RNA polymerase II; chromatin organization. Bases 310 to 2967 code for a protein of 885 amino acids. Gene Ontology annotation, molecular function: chromatin binding.
UUGAAUAAUAAAAUUUCCUAAAUAUUAGCAUAUUUAUCAAGUGAUUAUAACAGAAGCGUCUAAUUUUAUCGCAACGAUGGCAGUGUAGUGCAAUGAGCGUUGAUUUGUGUCACGGGAGUUCAAAUACAUUAUUUUUGUGAUAAUAAUGAUUAAACAUUUGUUCAGUUCUUGAAAUAGAUGGUGUAAGAAUUGUAUUUUCCUGUUAAUGAUUUCUUAUGACUGUGAAAUCUGUCAAUAUUUUAUUAUUUAUGUGAUAUGAGUUGGCGGGAAUUUGCCGGUGUAAAUUAAGCGUCGUCUGUAUACUCGACAAUGACUUCGGUAGAAGAAGGCGAGACGCCACCUGAAGAGGUGCCGGCGGGAAAUCCAGAUGAGCUAACUAAAAACCCGACAGCUCUGAAAGAGGCUCAUGAGCAAAUGGCAACUCUAGAUGUUUUGGUGUGUGGCCAGUGCCACUCAGCAUUCCAUUUUGUUGAGGAUUUUAAAGAACACAAAGAUGCCAACAAUUGUACUGGAAAAUCUCCAGUUAGAGAUAGUAAUGAAAGUAAAGCGCAAGUGUGGGCUUUCCUUCUAUGGAAGUGCUCAUCUGUCCGAGAUGGCUCCACUGUGAAUACAGACAACAGCUGGAAGUUAUACCAACAGUGGUGCCGCAUGGCGGAGGCCCAAAGGACUGCCUGGAUUACAGCCGGAUCUAAUGUACAGGCCCUGUCUAAAUUUGCACAUGCUAAAGUUAUGGAAGUUAAGACCGAAGAUCAACUGGUUCCUGUUCAAACACCAGUACAGCAUGAAGUUAAGAGACGAGGCAGACCGAGGAAGACACCCAAGCCGGAGGACUCUGAAACACAACCCUCAGGGGAAGAAAGUGACGAUAUUGUUAAAGCUAGCCCUGGACUGAAGAAUGUCCAAAAAGUACCAAUACCACAAAAUCUUAACAAAUCUAAGGAGUUGAAUGAGUCUGUGCGUAAUGCCCAAGAGCGAGUACCACCUGAAGAGCGGAUUGCGCGUCGUACUGAGCGCCAGGGCGAUCCAACUGAGGCUGGAGAAUAUGUUGUCGAGAAGAUCUUGGCCAAGCGAUUUAAUCCACGUCGGAAGCAGUAUGAAUACCUGCUCAAAUGGGAAGGAUAUCCACAUGAGCAAAAUACUUGGGAACCAGUGGAAAAUAUGGAGACUUGUAAACAUUUAUUGGAGGCUUUUGAAAAGCAGCUGGCACGACAGAAGGAGCUGAAGGCUCUUAGAGCUCAGCAACAACAACAGCAGCAGCACCCAGUACAGGUGAAACAAAUUAGUACACCCUUGCCUCAAGUUGUCAAGCAAGUGGUAAAGAAAUCUGACAGUCCUGCUGUUACACCAUCUGGGCGUCUUCAGCGCACAAGUAAAGUUCGCGCUUUAGAUCAGGUCAAGGCAUGGUGUGGUGCUGAGGAUGGUGAACCAGCUGCCAAGAAAGUGAAAAAGGAAUUAUCUAGUGAAGAUGAGGACUACUCUGACCCUGACUCAACUAAAGCUGACAAGAAAUUGCUGAAUGGUCAAUCUUCGCCGACCAAGUCCACUCUGGACCCUGAGCUGGUGAAAUCACUCGGUCUUGCGGGAAAAGGCAUGCCGAACAUAAAGGGCGUCAUUAAAGUUGACCCUAAGCAUAUGCCUAAUCUUACCACAGGUGUCUAUAUAAUGUCGAAGAGUUCAGGAAUUAUGAAGAUUGAUUCGCCUGGGAAAUUAGGACCGGGUCUAAAUAUAGAUCAGGAUGUGAUUCGGAAACAGAUAUUAGCAGCCAAACAGAAAAAGUUAGAAGAAGCCAAGAAGACAUCCCCUAUCCGCACACCAAUGACGUCACAGAUAAAGAAAACUUAUGGUUCUGGAGGACAGCAAGUGACAGAGAAGACUAUAAUUACUCCUUCAGGACAAAAGAUUAUUCAGCGCACUAUUCAAAGACCAGCAGGACAAGGGGUUGAAGGAAAGUCACCUGUCACCAUACUCAACAAGAAACUGGCACAGGGCGACAGUUUACUGCGGCGCGGCGGGUCAGGCCGGGGGCGCGGCCGCGGCGGUUAUUCUGUAGCUACGGCCGGCGGGAACAUUGUUCGGAUCCGUGACAAAGUUCCUGUGUUAGACUUCGAGCAGUCGGAUGCGUCAUCUGACACGUCUGAUGGCAUCGAGGAUCCGUUCCCGCGCCACCUGGGUCCGCUGCCGCCUCCGAGCCCGGAGCGCGAGCUGACGCUGUGUCCCCUGACGGGGCGGCGCCUGGCGCGCGCCGAGGGCGAGCCCACGCCGCCGCCGACACCAUCGCCGCCGCCAACACCACCACCAGCCCCCGAAGCGCUGGCCGGUACUAUGCUUAUGAAGGUCGAAAUGUCUCCUGGUGGCACAACUGGAAUGCUGGUACAAGGAGAUGGUGCUCAACCCUCACUUCCUGUACUUACUGAUGAAGAUGGUACGGAAGUAAAAGUGGAGGCCAGUGCUGUCAAACAAUUAUUAGAAGGGGGAGUUGGAGUUGACGACGGUGAAGAGGUUGGAUUACUACACUCAGGACACACGCCUAUCAUGAUCAGAGGAGAAGAUGGAGUCCUAUAUCAGGUCGCAGGCGAAAAUGAAGCAGGUCAAACGCUACUUGUAGCUGCUGAGGGAGUCGAAGGUGCCGUAGAGGGCGUGGAAGGCGCAGUUGAAGGCGACGGUGACGUCAUGUACGUCACGAGAGAGGAUGGACAGGAGGUGUUGGCGAUCGAUCCCUCUCAGCUGGCGCAGUUAAUGCCCGGAGGCGAGACGGCGCCCGCGCUGCAGCAGGUCGCCGUGCAAGUCGAGGGGGAGCCCGGGGAGGAUGCCACGCAGGUCAUCGCGCAGCUACUGCAGGCUGACCUACCAUCACCCGGUGGAACACGAAGGGUGGUACUUAUGUUGCCUGAUGGCAGUUUGACAAUGACUGAACUUGAUAAAGAACAGUAUGAAUCAAUAACAGAAGCUAGUAAAGCACAGGAAUAAAAUAUUUGACCAAUUCGAAAUGUGAUGAACCACUAUUUAUUAGAGGAAAUCAAAUAUGAAUAAGUAUUUGUUCUCUAAGCCCCAAGCUUUGAAGCGUUAGACCUCAUUAUGACGGAAUAGUAUCAUGCAAUGUCGAAUUCUUAUUUUCUUUACGUUUUUAAGGUACAUACCUAAUACAAUUUUUAAUUUAUAAUUAUGUCUGAAUAUGAAGUGUGUAUACACACAGAUUGGUUACAUCGUGAAGUAUUCUGUACAAACGUGUAUUACGAUUGUGAUUUGUGUUUCUGAGUUUCUGUUGUCAAUUUGAUAUUUAAUAAACUAUUGAUAAGACAGUGUUAACCAAAUAUCAGAUGGGCACCAAGAAAUAACAUAGUACAUCGAAUUGACAAGCAGUUUAUUAAUUGGAUAAGCAUUGGUGGAUGUAACACGGCCCUGAUGUAGUUUUCUGUAAAAUAUAUCAGCAAAUACAAGACUGACUGCCACUAAGCUGUAAAUAAAACUUAUUACAGUAUGUGUCCUUCAGGAGUUGGGUAUUCUCAACUUUGAUUAAGACUCAAUUUACAUUGCCACGAAAUGGAAUAAGAGUGAAUAUUGCGGCUGUAAUGUACAAGCUAUAGUAGCCAUGAGAAUUUUCGACUAUGUGUAAUUUUUUGGCUAAUUUUUAGGUUGUAUGUUUGUUACACAAUUUAUGUAAAGUUUAUGUAUAAUUUCUUUAUUGAUUCCAUUUUGCUGCAAUGUUAAAUGAGUCUAAGAACAAGUCAAGUUAAUAUUAAACAAUACGUAAGUAUUGUUUUAGAAGUAGUUUGUAUAAUAGCUUAUAGGUAAGAUUUUCUUUCUACCUUUUAAACAAGGGAUGAUGAGCUAGAUAUUUUUCUGUAUAAAAAGAAUGACGAAUAAGCAGUUGACAUUUUUCUUCUUAGAUACAUAUAUGGACUGUGAUGGAAUAUAAUUUUCACACCUUUGUGCAUUUUAUUUGUAUGGAUGUUCGAACUCUACAUUUACGGCUAGCCAGCUAUCGGUUUAAGGCCUCGCCAUCAUCCCUACGAUUAACAAAAACAUAUUUUUAAAAUAUGUUUAGAAUUCUAUUCAUUUCAUCAUGAACUCUGAUUUACAUUAUAGUUUCUAGUAUUGUAUAUAAUCAAAUUUGUAGAUUCAUGCCACAUGAUUUAUCCUCAAUUAAAUUAAAUGCUUUUAUAUUGAACUGUACUUCCUUUGUAGGCUUCUUAAAAGAAGCUAAUUUGAUUAACAAAAAUAGCUCUAAUGCUAAGUGGUUACCCUUUUCUAGUGUGUUUUAUAUAAUAUUGUUAAGAAACAUGUUCUUUUACCCGAUUGUUUUCCUUUCAUUAAGGCUUGGAUAUUGUGAGCCUACGAACUUAGUAAUUGCUAGUAAUUCGCGGAGAAUAUGAGCUAGAUAUCUGCACUCAAAUUAUAGUUACAUAGAAUAAUAUUCAUUACUCUGCAUCGUAAGGACAUUCAUUUCGUGCUGUAUCUAGUACAGGUCUAUUUUUUUUAUCGUCUCGAUAAAUAUGUUCCCUUAUAGUGUAACUAAAAACUUAUUGAACUCUCAAGUUCUAAAUUGGUACUUUACAAAUUGUAAAUAAAUGCCCAAAGGGAAGUCACCUUGCUUGACUACCAACACGGAAAAUUCUUAUUGGAUAAGAUCUUAUAAUAAGCUACAGCAUAUGAGAAAUGUGGUGACGUCUAAAGUUGUCUUUAUUUUAGAUUUGUAAUAUAAUGAUAUAAUUACAAUAAAAUAUAGUAUAAUAGGUA